AUAAUCGACCCGACACGAUCACCCUGUUCGUAAGUCGCAAGUUCGCUUGCGAGUACACAGUUACCGACGAAAAUGAUCACGAUUACGAUAACUAUAACGUCGGUGGUCGCCAUCGCGAUAGUGAGCGCGGUACAUCAGGUAACCGCGUCGACGACCAUAGAUAAUGUGGUCGUCCGAAUGGGCUUGCCAGAAGGCCAGGGACUGUCAGGCGUGUGCCUGUUUAAAAACGGGCCGAACAAGCGACGGCACGUCAUGUUCAAGUCGGUGACGUCAGCGCGCAAGAAACACGGUGGCGGUGGCGACUACAUGGUGGCCGGAGAUUUGUCGGCCGACCGUGUGUACGAAGGCACGUUCACCCGGCUUGUGGACGGCGAUCAGGUGGCCCGGUUCGGAUGCAAGGGUGGCCAGCAAUUCGAAAUUGCUACGCCGUUCGUGGUGCCAGAACGGGACUUGGACACCAUGCUGGCGGUCAAGGAGUCGAUGGAACGGCGGUUCGGCGCACAGCCGUCCCGUCAGCAACCGCGUAGGUUUGUUACGGCGGACCACGUCUCCGUCACGCUCAGUGUACUGCAACAGGGCAAGUCAACUGCGCCCUCAGAUACUGGCGACUACGUCGAUGACAAUGCCUCAGUCACCGUUGACGUUUUUCAACUGUACAAGAAACCGACCGCCAUCGGAAACUCAUGGAAUUCAAAGGUCACUGGCACCGCCACUCAGUACUCGGCGUUUCCAUUCGCGAGGUAUGCGCUCCGAUAUCCGGUAGGAAAACUAAUGUUGGACGACCUGCCACCUGAUCAAAUGUUGGCCGUCAAGUUACGCCGUCCUGUCACAAUCAAUAACAACGACAAUCUGACCGAAAACGCCAUUUUUAUAUACACCGGUGGCCUCUAUCCUCGGGGUACUGCCAAUCUGACAAAAAUGUUGGACGACGAACGACCCGAAGAUGACAUGUUCACCACGAACCCUAACGUAGCGGAUACUGACGUCGCUGCUACUUCGCUACAAGUCCUCGCUAAGUAUGUGCACCGCGACCCGUUCGGUAAGCGUUCAUCAAAUAUAGGUAUUAACUCACAAUAUUUAGAUUAGGUUAGGAUACUUAACCAAUAGGUAUAAAAUAUACUUUAUAGGCUAUAAAUUAAAACAACUACGAACCCAUACUACGCAUGGAGUUGACAUUUUUUUAGAAUGCACGCACCAAAUUUUCAUUCUAAGAGAAAUUUAUAUCCGUAAUUACUGUAUUUGUCAAACUAACCGACAACAAAACACAUUACACGUUACUUAGAACAUAAACAUAAAUAUUUAAAUUGUAUGUAAAGCCAAGUUAAGAUUAUAUACAUUCGAAUAACUCUUAUGUUAAAAAAAAAACGGAUAAAAAGUUUGCUUGAUAUAAUUUGUAAACAAAUUUUCAAUUUUAAUCGGGAUACUUAACAAAUGAAGGGAGCAUCUAUGUUUUUUUCAGUAUGGAGUUUUAUAAUGCUAUCAUGGAUGACAGACAAAAAUGUAGUCAGCUUGCUUACAUCCAAUAGUGACAUAUGCUUGUGAAACGUGGUAGACAGCUUAGGGAGACUAGGAGAAGCUUCUUAUAUUUGAGAGGAAUGUGCCAGGAAAAAUAUACGGACCUGUGACAAAUGAAUCAAUUGGGAACUAUAAAAAGAGAAAAAAUACCACCUGAGAAUCCCUAUAUAAUAAACUAAGUAUUAAAUGUUUUCUGAAAUCUCAACAUCUAAAAUGGCCGGGUUACAUGUGAGGCAAGCUAAAGAGAGCAUAAUUCAGAAAGAACUAAUUAAUAAACUAACUGACAAACGUCCUGGUUGGGGAAGACCUCGGUAACGAUGUCAAGAUGCAGUAAAAUGCAAGUAUAAAAAUGGUAAACAGAACGGCAAAACUCAUAGAAAAAAGGUUAAAAUGGCCUAAAAAGCAAUAACAAAAAAAAAUCUAGUUAUAUACUUAUUGGACCGGUCAUUAUUUUGGCCUACCCUAGCCAAUAUUUAAAUGACGCCCCUGAUACCGGUAUGUACCUGUAGACAGUAAUUAUGUAUAGGUUGGUAUAUCUAUACUGUAGUCGAUGUAAAUAUUAUGUAUAAUAGACAUCAAAAGAGUAAUUAUAAUGCACCUAUUAUGUAUACAUGCUUAUAACAUUAGAUAGGUAAAAAGAAAAUUGGUCUUAAUGUUGUCUAUAUCACGAUCUAUAUUAUAUUCGUCUUAAUAAUAUAACAAUGAUUCCGAUCACAAUAUAAACUUUAAUUUAACAAAUUGAUAGGUUUAGGUAUCGACAUAUUAAAUACGAUUAGGAAUUGAAUCGGUUGAAUGUCAUUAAAAAUAAUAAUAUAUACUAGCAGGUUUUUUACUUUGUUAAUGGGCUUAACGUGCCCGAAAGAUUAUACACAUUAUAGGACCGUCCACAGAAAAAACACGUGUAAACACGACUAAACAAUUUUAAACGAUAAUCAUUCUUCCUAAAAUUCUAAAUCCAAUAGUUUAAUCGUAGCUUACUGGUAAUAUUAUAUAGGUUCCAUACUACUUACCACUUAUCUAUGAGAUAUUUGUUUAAAGACCAACUAAAUAAAACAAUUGUUGGUUUUCAAACCUAGAUACGUAACUUAUUAUUAAUGUAGAUAAGUAUUAAGUCUUAGGUUGAGCUCCAAAUCCAGAUUAAAACAAACGGGACAAUCAGUUUAAUCCAGAUUAUGAUAGUUUGUAUACCUUUCCAUGCAACUGCAAACAUUCUAUUUUUACCCGAAAAUCCAUGUUAUGUAUAUAUGUAUUGCAAGGUGGAAAUACAUAAAUGAGUACUUUUUAAAAAUAACUGAUGAACAAUGACAAAAAAAUACGAGAUUUAUUAGAAAAAUCAAUAAAAUAAACUUUUAAAUUUGUAUUUUUUUCAAAUACCUACCUACUCUUUUAACAAAAUUAUCUUAACAAAUUUUAACGAAACAACGAAUUAAACGUUAGUUUAUACUUGUACAUAUAUAUUUUUAUCAGAUUUUUUUAAAUUUAGAGCGAAGUGAGAGAUCUAUUGAUUCAACUAUGUUUUAGAUUCUCAGCGAAUUGAGGUAUACAUAGUUUAACAAUGAUGUUUAUUUUUUUUUUAUUGCGUACAAAAAUUUUAGAAAUCUUACUCCGAUUUUUAAGUGCAAUACCUUUUUCUAAAUGGAAAUUUACUGUAAGUACCACUGAGUGGUACAAUAAGGAGGUCAAUUUUUGAUUUUCCAAGCAUUUUUCAAAAUAAUUGGGAAAAAACGAGAGUAUUUACGAAAUGAACCUAUUCAAAAAAACAUUAAAUUCCCCUCUAUAUCCUAGUUUCACAACUUCUGACCUGCAACACAGGGGCGUUCUUAUGAGCGAUCCCCCCCCGAGAGAAGUAGACAUUGGCAUUUGGUAUAGUCAUUGAUCCAGAAGUAAAUAUAAUCAAUAUAUUAUUUGAUAUAACUUUUUUUUAUCAAUCAUUAACAUUAAAUUUAAUUAUUACGCCCCCCCCCAUGUCAAGGUCUGGAGACGCUCCUGCUACAAGUCUACAACACAGUGGCCCACUUAUCCUGCGAUGUAUGUACCUAAGUUUAUUUUUCCAUCUUUAAAUAACUUUUCGAACAAGAAACUUGCUUUAAUCGAAAAAUAACAAGAGUUGGAUGUUGAAUCUAGUUUGUGCAUUAAAGACCAUUUUUUUUAUUUUCAAAGUCGUUUUUAAAAUAUUGGAAAAAUCAAAAAACAAAAUUUUAGGGAAAACGGCAAAUAUUUACAGUACAUUGCGUUAUGACUGAUUUCAUUGUUUUUAAUUUUUACACACUGUUUUUUGUCAGAAAUAUUUAUGUCCAGUUAAACCGGUUAAAAAUAAUCAUAGAAACUUGAAAUUUUGAUUAAAUAUUUAAAUUAGUCCUUACUAGCUAGAUGGUAAGUAUUUCAAAACAUUCUGGCGAUUCAUAAACUAUUUAUACAUAUUUGAAAUAUUUUUCUAUUCAUACAAAAAACUCUGCCACUUAUACAAAAUAGUGGAAUUGUGCUAUAAGCUAUUAUAUUUUAUGAAAAAUAAAGCUCGGAAAGUGAACUUAAACUUUUUAUAAUUAUUUAUUUUUUAAAAUAAAUAAACGGGUAGAAAUUAAGAACAAAUAAUUUAAUAUUAUGUAUUUGUUUUAAAUACUAAAUAUAUGUACAAUAUACAAAUAAAAAUAAAUAUUACAGUAACAUAAUGUAAUAUGAAUUGUUUUACAAUUAACACCAUAGUAAUUUGAAGACACUGUACAAGAUAAAUUACCAAAGUUACUAUAAAAAAGUUAAAUACGUGGGUUUUAUGUUAGGGGAGGGUGAAGACUUAAAACUUAUUUUCAAAAUUAUUGAUUUUUAAAUAUCUAAAACUUUUUAAAAUUUUUUAUAUUGAAUUAUAUUAAAUUAUUAAAAUAAUAAGUUAUUAUUCAAAUUUUUUUUUUUUUGGUAAAUGUAGAUUUUGGUAUAAUAUAUAUUUUAUAUUUUAUCUGGAACUCAAAAUAAUAAAUUUGUAAGUUAAGCAAGGAUGACGCAAAGAAUGAAAAUAAAUACCAAUAAUUUGUUUUAAACAUAUUUUUCUUGAGAGUUAUUUAGUUAUUUGUUAGAUUUUAUUAGUUAAAAUUAAAUUUUUUUUAUUAUCAAUUUGGGUAAUGGUUAUAUUGACUGAAAUUGUAACUAUUACAUUUGUACUACUACAAUAAUUAAACAUUUAAAAAAAAUAAAUAUUUUUAGAUAUAAUCAAAAAUACAGUCAAAUGUUAUACAGAUGGUAUGGUUUACAAUGGAUAUCCAUGUCAAAACUCUGAUGUUUGUAUACCAUUAGGUUGGUUAUGUGAUAGUCAAAAAGAUUGUCUAGGUAAUUCUUAAAUACUUUAUUAUAAUUUUAUAAAAUUAAAUUUAUACUAUAUUUUAUAUUUUUUAACUAUUAUAGAAGGUGACGACGAAUAUAACUGCUACACUGAUACAGAUAUAGAUAGUGGUGAAUAUAACAAUAAUUUAUACAACAAUAAUGAUAAUUGGUAUUAUAACCGUGGUAUAUGUAAAAAAUAUGAGUUUCGAUGUCGUUCUCGAAGGAUGUCGGUUUGUUUACCCAACUCUUGGUUAUGUGAUGGAAGAGUAGAUUGUGAUGAUGGGCAAGUAGAAAACUGGCAAUUUGGUUUAUAAAAUAUUUGUUCAACUAAUCAAAAAAUAAAUUUAUUUUAUAUUUAAAAAAUAGGUGGGAUGAGAAUGAAUUCAAUUGUGGCCGAACAUAUGGAGGUCUGAGACCAGGAUUUGGUGAUUUCAAUUCUCGAGAAGACCAAACAUGUUUGAGUAAAAAUAACUUUAAAUGUUGGCAAGGAACAGGGUGUAUAGCUCUCCGUGCAGUUUGUGACGGUAUUAAAGACUGUGCUGAUGGAUCUGAUGAACGUGUUUGUGACAACUGGAAUUCACAUUGUGAUGAGUUUACAGAAUAUAGAGUAAAGAAAAUAUAUAUAUCAUAUCAACAAAUUAUUAUUAUUAUUAUUGUUAUUAUUAUUAUUAUUUUUUAUUAAUAUUGUAUAAUUUAUUUAUUUUUCCAGUGUUUGAAUAACUAUAAUACAUAUAAUGCUCGCAGUUGUAUACCUCGGCAAUGGGUAUGCGAUCUCCAGGACGAUUGUCCACAUGGGGAAGAUGAAUCAAUCACCAGUUGCUUAGGAAUGGAUCACCCAACAUUUAACGGUCUAGAAACUGAUAUUGUGGAUUUUUAAACAAAACUAAUUUUAAUAAAUAUAAAUUCUAUAAUCACUAAAAUUGUUUUUAUACAGUAUUAAAUGUAACCUUAUCAUCUGGUUUGCUCUCAAGUGAAAAUGGAGGUAUGCGACAAUCAAAUAAAUGUCCAUCUUCGCGUUCCAUUCGAAAAGUUCCCCU
Cinara cedri is the source of this 5864-nucleotide messenger RNA. The record is from the annotation of a GenBank genome assembly. NCBI's taxonomy places the organism in Eukaryota, Metazoa, Arthropoda, Insecta, Hemiptera, Aphididae.